Malaclemys terrapin pileata is the source of this 3008-nucleotide messenger RNA. It is a transcript of the gene RGS17, whose product is annotated as regulator of G protein signaling 17. The record is from RefSeq and is a predicted model, not a curated record. The coding region runs from base 38 to 745 and encodes 235 amino acids. Lineage: Eukaryota; Metazoa; Chordata; Testudines; Emydidae. The transcript is spliced from 4 exons.
CUUAAUAUAAUUAAUGUAGAAAAUGUGAUUGUACUUCAUGUUUGUCUGUAGUAAUUCUAUAAAUCUCUUAUGUCUGUGUUCUUGUAGCCACUUGGGUACUGAAGUAGCUGAAAUGAGAAAAAGGCAGCAGUCACAAAAUGAAGGAACAUCUGCUGUGUCUCAAGCACCUGGAAACCAAAGGCCCAACAACACAUGUUGCUUUUGUUGGUGCUGUUGUUGCAGCUGCUCAUGCCUCACUGUUAGGAAUGAAGAUAGAGGGGACAAUGCAGGAAGGCCAACACAUACAACCAAAAUGGAGAGUAUCCAGGUCAUAGAGGAAUGCCAAAACCCUACUGCAGAUGAAAUUAUGUCUUGGGCUCAGAAUUUUGACAAGAUGAUGAAAACACCAGCUGGUAGGAACCUUUUCAGAGAGUUUCUUCGAACAGAGUACAGCGAAGAGAACCUACUUUUCUGGCUUGCGUGUGAAGACCUAAAGAAGGAACAGAACAAGAAAGUUAUUGAAGAAAAGGCGAGGCUUAUAUAUGAAGAUUAUAUUUCUAUACUUUCACCAAAAGAGGUUAGUCUUGAUUCUCGGGUGCGAGAAGUGAUCAACAGAAACUUGUUGGAUCCCAGUCCUCACAUGUAUGAAGAUGCCCAACUUCAGAUAUACACCUUAAUGCACAGAGACUCUUUCCCAAGGUUUUUGAACUCUCAGAUGUACAAGUCUCUCAUCGAAAGUACUGUAGGCUCUACUUCUGAAACUUAGUUCUAAUUUUUGGAUAAAAUAAUUUGGGUUUUUUUGGGUGGGUGGGAGGGAAUAAAAGUAGUUUAAUAACAUCUGGCGCUGAGUUCCUGGAGAACUACAGUUUAGCACUACUCAGGCUACUGUGAAGAAAACAAAUACAUAUGAUGGUCUCUGUCUACAUUUUUACCAAGGUCCCCCUUGCUUGAGUUUGCAGGGGAGGGAACAAUGGAUUUGCCAAAAUACAUUUGUUUCACACUCCUUUCACUUAACUGCAGUCAAGAUUGCAGUGAUGUAUUUGUAGUUUUAUGAACAGUCUCCUUGUGUAUUCUCACACUGCAUGUGCAAGAUAAAAUUGCUUCACAUACCACUUAGUUGUUGCAAUAUUUAAUUCAAUAACAUAAAUUAUAUCUGUAUUUAAGAACUUUUUUGUGCAAUACAGUAUUAUGGUACAUAGAAAUAAUUGCAGCAAACCAGGAAGAGGCUUGCUAUUUUUUUUUUUUUUUUUUUUUUUAACAUCACUAACAGAAAAAAGCCAAUUUUUCACGUGUAGCAUUAUUCAACAUGCUCUACUGAGUACAAUACACUGACUUUUUGAAGCCAAUAAUUCUGUAUGGGAAAAAGAGCUAUUUAUCACUGUUUAUUUAAAAUAAAUCAAAGUGGGGAUUCCUCUGGUUGGUCACUGCCAAAACUGGCAUUUUCAUUAGCGUUUGCAAUGUCAAAAAAAAAAAAAAAAGCACAAACCACUUAAAGGGAUCCAUGUCUGGGUGACACAAUUUAUGCGCUGAUAUUGUUUAAUUGUUAUAAGAACAAAGAUUUUCAAUGUACACUUCAGAUGUCAGAUACUGUAAUUGAUUUAUUAAAGACUGGCGAUCCAGUUCUAACACUGUUGUCUAAUGUUAUGUACUUCAGCAAAAAAAAAAAAAAAAAAGUUUAUAAUUUAGUUUUUGAAUAAAGAAGUUUAAUAAAAGAUUGCCUACAUGUAGCAUUUUAGAGCAUUUUAGAACAUUUUGAUGAAUUGCAUCUGUCCUGUAAGAUAUUUUUCUUUUAAAGAGAAAUCCAGUGAAAAGAUGUUUUUUUUUAAAAAAGUAGUAUUUUACAAAGGGGGAGAGGGGCUAAGGAAGACUUCUCAGCUUGUUGUCUCUUUGAUUUUGAAAAACUCCUUGAAAACAAGGAGUUGUAGAGAUUAAUAUUCAAGGGCUUAUGAUUUUACACUCCUUACCCAGGCAAAAGUUGAAGUUAACAGGUGUCCUUCUUGGGUAAAGAAUUCUGAAUAUUAACGGCCCAGUACAAUCAGAACUAAGAAGGCAGCAUAGUGCUCAAAUCGCCUUGCUGCCAGGCUAUUUUUUGCAGGUAUCUGGCUUGGCCUUUUUUAAAAAAAAUUGUCCUAUUUUGAUAUGCACUUUGAUGUUUAAAUAUACCAUAACUUGUAACUUACAAAACACCAUCUUCAUGCUUAAAGUACACAAAACUAUAUUCUGAGUGCUAGCAUCCCCAGCAAACUAUCUUGAAAGAUAAAUGAUAGAAUGGCUUUGAAUAAAAGUUUUAAAUGUCCUUAUUACUAGGAAUAUUGUCCUUACUAAGGCUUAGAGAGAGGCAAGAGUCUUCUCCCUUACACCCAUAGAAAUAUGGAGUAACUCCAUUAACUUUGGAGUUGACAGACUAUACCGAUUUGUAAUGGAGCAGAAUCUGGCCCUGAAAUGUUGAGCCCUUCCCCUCAGUCUGUAAAUUACUUCUGAUGGGCUGAGCUCUGUACAGAGCCCUAUUGAAGUCAAUAUGAUACAGGCACAGGGAUCUGCUUGCAUGGAAUAACUUGCAGGAUUUGGAGUUUAGUUUAUUUUCUGGGGUUAUUUUUUUCCUUUAUUUUACUACCUCUCUCACACAUUUAUUAUUAUUUUAUUUAUAGAAUAUGUUUCAAAUAGCCGGUUUGGGGAAUUUUUUAAAUUAUCAUUUUUACUUGAAACCGGUGUGCUUUUUCUGGAUGAAUAUGAACAAUUUGAAGAAUUGUUUCUUAACUCAUUUGGUUUUGUAAUUUAUAUAGAAUUCAGGAGAUUAUUAAAAGGGCUAUUCUUUAUUCCCUAUGCAAAUAUUUUAAAUGUUGUAGUGUAUGACAAAAUGGGAUUUUAAACAAAUUCUGCAAGGCAGAAAACAAAAUUCUGUUUACAGUGGCGUUGCUGACUAUCCUACUAUAUUCAGCACUUUUAAAUAUUGUUGUUUAUGAAAAUGUAGUUUAAAAUGCAAGACAUAAUAUUUAUAAAUAUUUCUUUUAAUAAAUACCUGUUUUGUC